Messenger RNA from Telopea speciosissima, 2515 nucleotides. Its product is annotated as potassium transporter 5-like. The record is from RefSeq and is a predicted model, not a curated record. Gene Ontology annotation, molecular function: potassium ion transmembrane transporter activity. The transcript is spliced from 10 exons. Gene Ontology annotation, biological process: potassium ion transmembrane transport. The coding region runs from base 109 to 2403 and encodes 764 amino acids. Lineage: Eukaryota; Viridiplantae; Streptophyta; Magnoliopsida; Proteales; Proteaceae. Gene Ontology annotation, cellular component: membrane.
CUUAUAAAAAGGAACCUUCUAAUGCGGUUUAGAAAUGCGAGCUCUACCUCUGAAACUCUUGUUUAGUUCAGAGAAUUAGAGAGUAUUUCUGUUCUAAAUGUGGUUGAGAUGAUGAUGAAGGGGAAUGAAGAAGUGAAUGUUGUUGCAGUUGGAGAGGAAACCAAAAGUAAAGAAGAUGUUGUCGACGAUGGAGUACGAGAUAACUUAGAUAAGGACAUGGAAGUCCAGACCCAGAACAAGCACAAGAAACAAUUUGUUAGGCUUGACUCGCUUGAUCAAGAAGCCUCUCAUAUCUCUGGAAUGGAAACCAAGACAACCAAGGCACUAUCCAUAGCUGCUGUAAUGAAGCUUGCCUUCCAAAGCAUAGGAGUAGUAUAUGGAGACAUUGGAACAUCUCCUUUAUAUGUAUUUGCAAGCACUUUUACAGAAAGAGUCCCAACUAGUGACAACAUUAUAGGGGCUCUGUCACUCAUCAUCUACUCUCUCACACUCUUUCCCCUCAUCAAAUACGUCUUCAUCGUCCUCAGGGCCAAUGACAAUGGCGAUGGUGGAACAUUCGCAAUGUAUUCAUUGAUUUGCAGGCAUUCGAAGGUGAGUGCUAUACCAAGCAGCCAACAAGGGGAAGAUGAGAUGAACCUUUCUGCUUAUCAGUUGCAGAUCCCCACAAAGCACUUGAAGAGAGCUGAGAAGAUCAAAGCAGCCCUGGAGAGAAGCUCCUUUGCUAAAACUGCCCUUCUAAUUGUUGCUCUUCUUGGAACUUGUAUGGUCAUUGGAGAUGGAAUCUUGACUCCUUGCAUUUCAGUGCUGUCAGCCGUGGAUGGAGUGAGGAAAUUUGAUUCACAUCUAGAAACUGAUGUGGUGGUGAUGAUCUCUGUAGCCAUAUUGGUGGUUCUAUUCUCAAUUCAAAGGUUUGGAACUGAUAAGGUUGGUUACACAUUUGCUCCGGCAAUCAUGGUAUGGUACUUGUUCAUCGGAGGCGUUGGGAUCUUCAAUUUGAUCCGACAUGAUUCGUCGGUGCUGAGAGCAUUCAAUCCUGUUUACAUUUUUUGGUACUUCAAUGAUGAGCCAAAGCAAGCCUGGCUCUCACUUGGAGGGGUUGUUCUUUGCAUGACUGGAACUGAAGCAAUGUUUGCAGAUUUGGGGCACUUCUCUGUAAGAUCAAUUCAGAUUGCAUUCACUGGCCUGGUGUAUCCUUGUCUGCUCUGUGCUUAUGUUGGCCAAGCUGCUUAUCUAUCCAAGUUCCCAAAUCAUGUGUCUGAUGCUUUCUACAAAUCCACCCCUGAACCAGUGUAUUGGCCCAUGUUUGUAGUUGCUGUAAUUGCAUCAAUCAUUGCAAGUCAGGCUAUGAUCUCUGCAACCUUUUCUAUUGUGAAGCAGUCCAUGGCCUUGGGUUGCUUCCCUAGGGUCCGGGUUGUGCACACCUCACACAAGCAUGAAGGACAAGUCUAUAUACCAGAGAUUAAUUUCUUCCUCAUGUUUGCCUGCACCUUGGUUACAGCCUCAUUCAAGGAAACCACCAAAAUAGGGAAUGCUUAUGGGAUUGCUGUCAUGGCAGUAAUGUUGGUUACCACAUCAUUGCUGGUCUUGAUAAUGCUAAUGAUAUGGCAGACUAGUCUUUUCCUUGUUGCCCUCUUCAUUCUGAUCUUUGGUUCCUUUGAGCUCCUUUAUUUCUCAUCAGUACUAUACAAGUUUACUAAAGGUGGCUAUCUCCCUCUCACCUUCGCCGCAGCAAUUUUCUUCGUUAUGUAUGUAUGGCACUAUGUCCAGGUGAAGCGCUAUGCCUUUGAAGUAGAGAAGAAGGUGUCAACUGAAUACCUAAUCAGUCUUGGCUCUGGACUAGGCAUCACAAGAGUCCCUGGUGUUGGGUUGCUCUACACAGAGCUAACACAAGGCAUUCCAGCCAUAUUCUCUCAUUUCCUCACCAACCUUCCAGCCAUCCAUUCUGUUUUGAUCUUUGUCUCUGUCAAGUACUUGCCAGUGAACAAUGUCCCAGCAAAUGAAAGGCUUCUGCUAAGGCGGGUCGGACCAAAAGAUUACAAGAUGUAUAGGUGCAUAGCAAGGUAUGGGUACAAGGACAGAAGGAUUGGCAAUGAAGAGUUUGAGAACUUGUUGAUGGAGAGCCUUAAGACCUUCAUCAGGGAGGAGAAUGGGGAAGACAACAUAGCUAUGAUGGGUCAAGAAUGGGAAGAAGAGAUACAGUUCUUGGAAACAUCAAGAAGCCAUGGGGUCAUUUACAUGUUAGGUCACAGUGAAGUGAGGGCUAGUGUGGAUUCUUGUUUGGUUAAGAAGGUGGUUGUCGAUUACGUUUAUGACUUCUUAAGGAGGAAUUUCAGGCAAGGAUUUGUUGAUCUGCAGAUUCCAAACAAGAACUUACUACAAGUAGGCAUGAACUACCACAUAUGAUCCCUAAAUUAUGUAAAGUUGUUAUUGUAAACGCUGGUAGUGAAGACCAAUGGUAGCUAGAGAGGUUUAGGUUCUAAUAAAGACUUGGGACUGAAAUCUUACAAACAGAAUC